AUGUUUUAUACCUAUAAUUUGGAAAUUUAUGCUGGGAAGCAACCCGAUGGACCAUUUGACAUCAGCAAUAAGCCAACAGAUGUAUUGAAGAGAAUGAUUGCACCAUUACGUGGAUCUGGUCGCAACCUGACAGCAGACAAUUGGUUCACUGCCCCGGAUUUAGUGGAAGAACUGAAAGAGAUGAAACUUUCCUACGUUGGCACAGUAAAGAAAAACAAAAGAGAGCUGCCACCUGAAUUUGUCACAACGAAAUCUAGGGAAGUGUAUUCAAGUAGCUUUGGAUUCAAUCGCAGUAUUACAUUAGUAUCAUACGUACCGAAGAAGAACAAAACUGUUAUCCUUGUGUCCAGCUUUCAUCACGAUAAAUCUCUUGAUUCAGAAACAGGUGUGAAAAAGAAACCAUCGAUAAUUACAUUUUACAAUUCCACAAAGGGAGGAGUAGACAAUGUUGACAAAAUUUGUGCUACAUUUAGCGUCGCAAGGAAUAUAAAAUGUUGUCCUAUGAAUAUAUUCUUCACCAUGUUGAAUGUUGCUGGCAUAAAUUCGCAGAUAAUUUAUCUGGGAAAUGAUAUGAAACCAAUAAAGAGGCGUCUAUUUCUGAAGCAGCUUUCUCACGAACUUACGUCAGAUGAACUUCAAAGACGAAGUGAAAAAACAAUCGGCAUUCCGCUGCAUAUUCAAUCAAAACUGAAACGAUUUUGUAAUUGUGAAAAUGUAGAAGAAGAUAAAGAGGAAACUUUGGAAACGCCUAGCAAGAGGAGAAGGUGCAUUACAUGCACUACGGAUAACGUACAACGUCGCUUAUCAAGAUAUGAGUGCAGCAAGUGUAAACGUGCAUUAUUUAUUGUAACAUGCUACUUUUUAUUGUAA
Messenger RNA from Pelobates cultripes (western spadefoot toad), 870 nucleotides. The record is from the annotation of a GenBank genome assembly. NCBI's taxonomy places the organism in Eukaryota, Metazoa, Chordata, Amphibia, Anura, Pelobatidae.